Messenger RNA from Spodoptera exigua (beet armyworm), 947 nucleotides. The record is from the annotation of a GenBank genome assembly. NCBI's taxonomy places the organism in Eukaryota, Metazoa, Arthropoda, Insecta, Lepidoptera, Noctuidae.
UGGUACUCUGAGGAGCAGCCAAGGCUGGCUCUCAAAUAAGGCCAGAUAUAAAUGCUUGUGGACCUACCAGCCAAGUAUUCAAGAAGUAGACAGUGCACAAGACGGUUGUAUUCAUCCAAGUGUGUGUUUUGUUCAGUGUUAAGCAAAAUGUGUCGUUGUCUGUGUUUGUUUCUGGCUGUAAGUGUUGGUCUGGCGCUCGCUAAGCCCAGACUCCCGUUGCCCGGUCAGGUUUAUCAAUUGCCUGGAUAUAAUUAUUAUGAAACACCAAAAUACGCUUUUAAUUACGGUGUAGCUGAUCAUUCGACUGGUGACGUGAAAUCACAACAUGAGAGCAGAGAUGGUGAUGUUGUGAAAGGCCAGUACUCUCUCGUAGAACCAGACGGUUCCAUUCGCACGGUAGAUUACACAGCGGAUCCCGUCCACGGUUUCAACGCGGUAGUGUCAAAGACUGGGCCUAACUUGCAUGCUGCGCCCGCGCCACCUCCUCAGCAGAAGAUCCAGCCAGUGUACUACGCUAAACCCAUACCAGUGCCAGUAGAAGUACCUGAGUACUACCCACAACCGAUCUACCCUUCAGCUUCGCCAUUCUUAUACCCCAAAGUCGGCGAUCCCCAAUUUGACUACGGCGGCUUCGAGUUUGACGCUCCUUACCAACCACAUAACAUGAUUAUUUAGAUUAAUUAUUAAACUAUUUAUUAACAAAAGAUAAUUUAGAUUUAAGAUUAGUGCCACGGAUUUAUUUUUGAAAUUAGAAUAUUUAUGGCCAGUAUUUAUGAAUUGUAUUUAAGGAUAUUCCACCAUUUUAGGUUAAAAAAUAUAUUUGUUUAAUUGGGCAACACACUGAAAUUAGUAAAGGAUAUUUUGGCAUUGAAUAUUUUAAAUAAAACUUAGGGCAAAUUUUGCAAUGGUUAGAUAAAGUUAUCUGGGGAAUAAUUAUGAUGCUGUCG